UCUAGUGUGCUCCAUCUCUCUCCAAUAUAUAAAAAUAGAAGGCAGCUACUACCUAAGAUGUCAUUGUAAUGUUUCGUAUCUGAGAUGAAAUGUGAAGCUGUUACCUUUGAUGCUGAAUAAAAAUUAAGUGCAGGAUUUGCCUUUUAAAGAGUCGUUGAUCAAGGUCCAGUUCAAGAUAAUCAUCAACCAUCAUGAGUAACUACACCGUGUCUUUGGUUGGCCCAGCUCCCUGGGGUUUCAGGCUUCAAGGUGGCAAAGACUUCAAUAUGCCUCUGACUAUCUCUAGGUUAAGUGAUGGUGGCAAGGCAGCUCGAGCAAACGUGGGAAUAGGUGAUGUGGUUUUCACCAUUGAUGGCAUAAGUGCAGAUGGGAUGACUCAUCUGGAAGCACAAAACAAGAUUAAGGCCUGCACAGGAAAUUUGACUAUGACUCUGCAAAGAGUGGCUUCUACAACAAAACCUGAACCUGUUCCUGUGCAAAAGGGAGAACUUAAAGAAGUAGUUAAACCUGUGCCCGUUGCAUCUGCUGUUGCACCCAAAGUAACUUCCACAGUGAAUGUUGCCUACAAUAAGGCACCGAGGCCAUUCGGAGCUAUCACAUCCUCAAAAGUCACAUCCAUUCCAUCACCGUCGUCUGCCUUCACCCCAGCCCAUGUGACUGGUCCAUCAUCACAUGCUUCCCCUCCUCCACUCGCCACUGUCACCCCUCCCCCAUUUGCUGCAUCUGGACUGCAUGCUAAUGCAAAAUCUAGUACUGAUCAGCGUUCACCUGCACUGAGCGCUGUUAAAACUGCAGUUAAUAUCCCACGGCAGCCCACCACACACAAUACAGCCCUGAAUGCGCUUUCCACCGGGAAUGUCCAGGAUGUGACAGAAGGGCAAAGAAGAGGAUUCAAAGAGAACCAGGGUGACAGUAAACAGCAAAAUGGUAAUCUUGAGGAUGUGAAAAACCCACCUAAACGUCCACCAAGAAAACACAUUGUGGAUACCUACACGGAGUUUUAUCACAUGCCCACUCACAGAGAUGCCAGCAAGAAACGACUGAUUGAAGAUACUGAGGACUGGCACCCCAGAACAGGGACUACUCAAUCUCGUUCUUUUCGUAUCCUGGCCCAAAUCACCGGCACUGAUCAUAUGAAAGAACCAGAACCUGACUCUACAAAGAAGACAAAGGAAAGUCAAACAGAAAAUGGGGACCUCAGCAUGUCUACAGAUCUGCCUAAUGGAAUAGGAACUCAGAAUACCUCCUUAGAUGCAAGUAAACAUACAGUUGCUACUCAGACCUUUGAGAUGCCACCUGGGUCAGCUGUUCCAUCAACACCAUUGCCAGCUAUGAGGUCUGCUUUUCUACCAGAAUCUGCUUCAGUCACUUCUCCCUUAGCAGAGCCUUCACCUGUCAGUGUUCUCUCUCCUAAACUGUCUGAACAUGUUCUCGUGACUUUAUCUCCUGAGAGAAAACUUUUGUUUGACAAUCCUUUGGAAGCCUUACCUAAGGGUGCACCUCAUCCACCUGCUUUUGUUCAGAUUUUCAAUGUCAGUAGUGAAGUAGCUACAGUGUCUAAAAUGGCAUCAUUUUAUGCUAGGGAAAUAACUGAUUCUGCAGAAUCAAGUGCUCCAUAUGUAGCAAACUUGUUGGUAGAAGAAUCUGAAAAGGAGAGUUAUGUGCCUGAUAAGUGCACAGUAGCUACACAGACCUCUGAGCCAUUGUUACCUGCAGUCGUGCCAGUGGAGCAACCUUUUUCCAUCCAAUCUGUGGAACCCAGACCUUUGGUGCCUCCUCUUCCUGACAGGUAUGGUACAAUAGUGCCAACUUCUGAAACAAGUUCCUUUAUUAAUGUCUCAAGCUUUCAGUCUAAAUCAUCUGUCAGUCAAACAAGCUUUCACACUAGAAAAGUGCUUCCAGAAAAUCCACUGGAGAGUCUACCAAAAUUUGCUCCCAGUCCUGCUCCUUUUCCUUCUUCCACCCAGAGCUCAAAAAUUAAGAGCAGUGCUGCUGCUGCUGUAUCUGCUGCCGUUGCUGUACGGGCCAGACUCUCCAAUCCUAAUGUCUACCGCUCACUCUUGGAUGCCCUGCUCAUCACCCCUAUCAGUAAACCUCCUCCUCUGCAAACUGUCAAGCCCUCCAGGAAAUCAACAAGUGCUUUGGAGUUAAAAAGUAAUAAGAGCGAUUCCCUGGAGGCCACACAGCCUGUUGCUUAUGCUGCCUCAGUAAAGAACAUGCCUAUGAGUCCUGACACCAAAUCAUCUACAGCCAACAUCACAUCUGCUACAGCCGUUAAACCAACCGAACCUCAGAGUGCUGUCAAAUACUCAGGCUGGCAACCUUCAAACCAAGCAGCACAAGGAUGGACAUCAAACAGUAUUGCACCAUCUGGAGCAGCUGCAGCAAGUACCAAGUCUUUAAUGCAACCUCAGCGAACAGAGCAGGACACUUUAAUUCAAAGAGCAGAGCAUAUUCCAGCAGGAAAGCGUACCCCAAUGUGUGCCCAGUGUGAUCAAGUCAUUAGAGGACCUUUUUUGGUGGCUUUGGGAAAAUCAUGGCAUCCAGAGGAGUUUAAUUGUGCCCACUGCAAAACCUCCAUGGCUUAUAUUGGGUUUGUGGAAGAGAAAGGGGCCCUCUACUGUGAGGUCUGUUAUGAAAAGUUCUUUGCUCCUGAGUGUUCUCGGUGCCAGAGGAAGAUACUUGGAGAAGUCAUCAAUGCUUUGAAACAAACUUGGCAUGUUUCCUGUUUUGUGUGUGUGGCCUGUCAUAAUCCCAUCCGCAAUAAUGUCUUUCAUUUGGAAGAUGGGGAUCCGUACUGUGAAACAGAUUACUAUUCCCUCUUUGGUACCAUGUGCCAUGGCUGUGAAUUUCCCAUUGAAGCUGGUGACAAAUUUCUUGAAGCCCUGGGCCACACCUGGCAUGACACCUGUUUUGUGUGCUCGGUGUGUUGUGACAGCCUGGAGGGUCAAACUUUCUUCUCCAAGAAGGAUAAGCCACUAUGCAAGAAACAUGCUCACUCUGUGAACUUCUGAUUCUUAGGCCACAUCUUAAACUUAAGGAGUUGAGAGGAAGAUUGGAAUUCAUUGGCUGUCCAUUUUCCAUGAAUUGUUUGUUACCUAUAUACAUCUUUUUAGAAAUAGAAGCGAGAUGUGAGAGUGUUUCUCAAAGAACAGUUUUCUUUCAGUAAAAAGAGGGCGGGUAGCCUAAAUGCUAAGAGUUAAUUGUUAGGAUGAUUGUAUUUUCACACCCAGCAUGUUCCUGUAUUGGUCUCAUUAUUUAUAUGGGUAAAUUUAUAUUUGUUUAAAUAUCAGUAAUGAAGCAGUUACAAAUUCAGACCUGCUAUCAUAAAACCUGGUUUUGCUGCUAUUCAGAAAGAAAGGGGUUAUUGGCUUAGAUAUCCAAAUCAUAUUAGAGGUAUGAAUGUUUUUCUGAAAACAUAUCUAAAAAUGUUAAAACUAAAAUCCAGUAUUAGCACUGAAAAAAGAAUCUUAAAGAUAAGGAUUAAGAUAUAUGGAACAUGUUUUAAUGCAUGAAAUCUUCACUUUGGAUAACACUCUCACAUGGUCCAUGCUUGUCGUCCACUCUCACAGGACUGCAUGAAGCCCCUGGUAAUCAAAUUUGUAAUAGACCCACAAAGAACAGUGUGGAGAUUUACAUGUGACCUCCAAAUUAUGGGAUAGCUAUUCAAAUGGAAAGUAAUGAUUUAAGAAGUGCCCCUCAAGCCUCGGAGUAGACACAUGGAACACUGUUCUUUCAGAUGUGGCAUAUCACCAAAAUGCUAGCCAAAAAUGUCAGAGUAUGAAAUUGCAUCUGACAGGAACUGUCUAAUCAGAUCUUAAACUUAAUAUUUUCUGUACUUUUAUGCUCACAGUUCAGCAAUUAGAAGUGCUUGGGGGAGGAAGAAAGGGAAAGAAACUAUGUUAAGUCUGUAUGUAACAACGUUUUGUAUCCAGAAGAUGAGGCUUCUUCCUUCUGUUAUGAGGGAAAGUUCUGAAGUGCAACUCAGGACUUUGUUUUCUCCCAACACGGCCUCUGUGAUGUAGCUCAUGAAUAUAUAUAUAUUUAUAUAUAUGAUGUUUGUUUGUUUAGUGCAAGCUAUUUUCUUGUUUAUGUGCUAGGAUUUGUUUAGCUCAUUCUCUCUUUCAGUCUUCCUCUAGUCAUAAAGAAUGGAUUGUUGGAUAAUAUAAUAUUGAGUUAGGCAGUUCAGUGUGUCUCAGUUCUUGAAAAGGAACAGAGAUAAUGCUGUCAUUAUGCACAUAUUGCAAACCAACAGACUUUGCCAACAUCUUCUCUGGAUUAAUGUGAAAAUCACCCCUGUGCAGAGCCAGAACAAAGCCUAGACACCAGUGAAGUAGUAUUGUAGAUGUAUAAGAAAGGAACUGACUCUCUCCAGAGAGUGAAUUUCACUCCAGGAGAGUUGGACAACAGAGAAGGGGUCCUCUCUGUCCCAAAUGAGAAUCCUGCUUGAAGCCAGGUUUAUAUACUGCCUGAUUAAAUAGAGAAGUUAGAUAGAUAGUCUUUGUUGCCUUUCUGUUAAGUACACAUUUGCAUUUUAGAAUUGGUACUAAGGAAAAGUUUAUUAGUAAUGGUAUGAGGAAAAUAAAAUGAAAAGAAUUGACAUGUACUCUUGUUUGCCAUGGUUCAGUAAAGAAAAUAUUUGUGUAGAAUAUAUACGAAGACAAACCUAUUGUAUUGAACUCUAAAAGGAUCCGUAGUAUUCAGAAGAAUUCACUGAGACAGGGCUGUGCAAUAGGUAGUAUUUAAUUUGUAUUUCGUGAGGGUAUUUUUUUCUCAACACUUCUACACUUUAACUUCCAGUGAUAUGGGAGAAAUAUUGUAAAGCAACUUAAAAUGUUUACAGUCUUCUAGAUGUGGUUGAUGUGGAUAGGCCAAAAAAAACUCCAAUAAACAAAAUGGAACAAUCAAGAGAUGAGUAGGUUUUUGAACAGGAAGGCAGGCCAGGUAAUGUAUAGGAAUCAAGAAUAAUUUUGAGCAGGAAGACUGAUUGCCUUUGAAACAACUAGAAUGUUCAAAGCUGGGGCUCAAAUAAAUACUUCCAACAGAAAUUCAUAGCACAUAUUUGGGAAGGAGAUUAGAAUGGCUAGGCUGGAAGUGCACUGCACUUUCUGCAAUUAAAAAAAUAUAUGAAAAGUGGAGGGAUGCAAUAGGUUUCAAGAGGUAACACAUUUUUUCUGCUUGGAGUUGUACUAAAAUUAUUUCACUUGAAACAUUUAUUGGAAUCAUCUUUCUUAAUCCUUGUGGACCAGGAUUUAGAAUUAUCCCAGUUGCUAAGAACAUAGCCUGGAAAGGCUUAAUAGCAUUUCUUUAACCAGCUGGUUCACUUUUUAAUUUGUGCUCUAUUUCUGGACUUGUUUUCUUUUCUUUUUAAUAACUUAAAAUCACUGAUAUCUAUUUUAAUAUUAAAGGGAGGUAACACAUUUUAUAAUUACAGCAGAAACCCAAAGGAUCAGUAUGUCAAUAUAUAAAUGUUUUUAAGAGGUGAGAUUCUAGUAGGGCACUUUAUUAUAAUGCUGUGCAUCUCACUGAAUAUUUAUUAUUGUGGGUAGGAGUAUUUCAUAUUAAUAUCUUUGAUUUUAUUUUUAAGGAAGCAUUGCUUAUUUACCUCCAAAAUCAUUAGAUUUGUGUGUGUGUGUGUGUGUGUGUGUGUGUGUGUGUGUGUGUGUGUGUGUGUGUGUACACAUACACACACACUUUUUUUUCUGAUGACAGACUUGAUGUAGCAGAUCAGCACAGCUAGUUGAGCAGUGCUGAAAGCUAGGGUUUUCACAAUUUUCACAACUAUUUUUCACCAGAAUUGGCUUCAUUGAGGGUCCAGCCUUUGAACAAAUGUUAGAAUUUAGGGGCUUAAAUCUGCCUUCCAGUAAAUAUCAGGUGUGCCUGUAGAUGUGCCAGUUUUUUGGAAAAUCAACCGCUGCAUGCAUAUACAGUCACUGAUUUCUCAAACUAGGCUGGUUGGAGGACAGGACUAAACUCUGUGUCUGAGGUAAAAGGGAUUUAAAGAUGUAUAACUGAACCAAGAUGGCAGAUUUUGCAUGUUCUAACUAAUUUAUGAUAUAGAAUUAGUAGUAAAUAACAAUUACAUUUUAAUUUAACACUGCUGCAAAUAUAAAGGCAAAAGAUGGUUAGUGGUACAGUAUGCGCUUAUAUAUUGAGCAGUCAUUAUUGGCUGCAUUUGCUGAGCUGCUAGCAUUUUCUGAUAAUAGAAAUGGCUUGGUUAAGAGCAGUAAAGGGAAAAUAUUUCAAUUCACAGAUUAUAGUUUUUUUUCAUCUUGCUUUACUUCAAUCAACAGCUAAAGAAUUUUUCUGGUUUGUUCGCUUGUAUUUGUUAUUCUUUGCCUUCUAAUUUUGUUUGUUCACCUUUGCAAAAUUCAUAAAACAAAUCUUUGUUCAAUCUUAGUUUUGUUUUUGAAAAAAUGUCUAUAAAAAGCACAAACAACGAAGCAAUAUCCUGAUGUACGCAUAUUAAUAAAUAGCUCUGGAAUUGUA
This is a messenger RNA of Alligator sinensis (Chinese alligator), 6489 nucleotides long. It is a transcript of the gene PDLIM5, whose product is annotated as PDZ and LIM domain 5. The transcript is spliced from 23 exons. Bases 192 to 3014 code for a protein of 940 amino acids. Gene Ontology annotation, molecular function: actin binding; muscle alpha-actinin binding. Gene Ontology annotation, cellular component: adherens junction; stress fiber; filamentous actin. The record is from RefSeq and is a predicted model, not a curated record. NCBI's taxonomy places the organism in Eukaryota, Metazoa, Chordata, Crocodylia, Alligatoridae. Gene Ontology annotation, biological process: muscle structure development; actin cytoskeleton organization; heart development.